AUGAAGAAGUCAAAAUUCAGAGACCUUGACCCCGAGGCCCUCCUCGACCCAGCUCCCAGUUCUAGUGACGACGACGACCGCUCUGAUGGCGAUCAUUCAGACGUUGAGGACGACAAGGCUGGGCGAGAACACUACGCUGCAGUCGGCAAGAGUAGAUUAAUGAAGCCCGUCGAAGUCUCUCUCGGCCCAGAGUAUACUGGCCGUGGGGUCAGCAGGAGAGAGCUGGAAGACAGCGACAGCGAUGAUCCGUUCGCCCGAGGCUUCGAUGAGGUUGACAGUGAAGGCAGCGACGAGGAUGAUCAAGAACAAGGGACUGAUGAUCUUCAAAUCAAUGGCGAUGAUAGUAUUAACGAGGAAGGCUCUGUCGAGAGUACAACCGAUGACGACGAAGAGACAGAUGGCGCAUCUCACGACAGCGACUCCGACGUUAGUGGUUCCGACGACGAUGACGACGAAAACGAUUCCGCAAAGGACACGGCUGGCAAAUCAACUGUGCUGAAUUUGAUGAAGGACAGCAAGUCUUUCACCUCGACAAUCGCGGCAAGCACACAGGCAGAUAUUGCCAAAGGAGAGGCCGUCAAGACGCAGCGCAAGACCUUUGACACCCUUCUUAACACUCGCAUUCGUCUUCAGAAGGCUCUGAUAUCAACCAAUUCGAUGACAGCUGAGCCCCACAAAUCUGACGCCGUACCAAAUGCGCCAAUGGAAGCUGCUGAGACCGCGGCAUUGACCCUCCUUAACAACCUGACCGAUCUGCGCUUGUCCUUGGAUGAAUCUCGCACUGGAAAUAAGCGUAAGCACUCGACCUUUGACUCCACGACGCCAUCAUCUGAGAUCUGGUCCCAUAUUCGCACCAUCGAUUCUUCCACACACUCCCACCGAAAGGCCGUGUUGGAGCGCUGGUCCAGCAAGACAAAGGCCACGACAACCACGAACAACAAGGCUCGCCUGAAUGCCUCCGCUCAGCAGACUUUGACUGAAAUCCUUGACUCACAGCUUGCAUCUUCACACUUGGUAGCACGAACACAACAGCCACGAUCAUGCGCCCCUCUCCAAUCCUCCGUCAAGGGCGCUCUUCCAGAUCCCGAGAUUUAUGAUGACGCCGACUUCUACGGUCUCAUGCUCAAGGAGCUACUAGAGCAGCGUUCUGCAGAUCUCAGUGCAAACGGCGCAGCCGAGUUUGUCGUGCAAGCGCCAUGGCAGGUUGCGCGCGACGCCAAGACGAAAAAGAUUGUUGACACCAAGGCCAGUAAAGGGAGGAGAUUACGUUAUACAGUGGAAGAGAAAAUUCAGAACUUCAUUGCACCCGAAGAUAGGGGUGAAUGGGGUGAUAGGCAGAGAGAUGAUCUCUUUGGCAGCUUGUUCGGACAGAGACUUGGGUUGGGUGAACACGACGAUCUCGAGAGUGAGAACGAGGAUAAUAAUCUUGAUGCUCAGGAGGCUGGCUUGAUGUUGUUUAGGAGCUAA
Molecule: messenger RNA, 1467 nt
Organism: Plenodomus lingam JN3
Lineage: Eukaryota; Fungi; Ascomycota; Dothideomycetes; Pleosporales; Leptosphaeriaceae
Biological process (GO): maturation of SSU-rRNA from tricistronic rRNA transcript (SSU-rRNA, 5.8S rRNA, LSU-rRNA)
Cellular component (GO): nucleolus; nucleus
Source: RefSeq, a predicted model, not a curated record